AUGGCCACGGCCGGAUCCCAGGCGCACGGGCCGCAAAAAGGGAGUGCCUUGUCGGGCCUCUCGGGCGGCACAACAGAUCCAGAUCCUGUGGCGGAGCGAGUUUCGCCCGAUUUUCUGGUCGUGAUCCUGGAUCUGAACCCUGAUGCGUGGCAGCAGAGCGCGUCGAACCAGGCCGCGAGCGCAGAGCAGCGCGCCGAGCUGGCCUUUGCCCAGCUGAAGCAGACACUCUACACCGUUUUGUCAAGCAACAGCUCAGAGGUUAGCAUGUGCUUGCCUUUCAAGCAGGUUGACGACGCUGUGUUUGAGGGUGUGCGCAGCUUGAUUCACGAAGCAUGCACGGAAGAGACCAAUGCGAAUCGGCCUAUUGGCAUGGUUCGCGCACUCUCGCUCGCUCUGUGCCAUAUCAACCGCAUUGCGAUCCUCACGAGGAUUGGCGAUGACCAGAACGAGCUGGACCCCGCAGCCGUGGAGCGCACCGCCGAGCGGAAUCAGCUCGCAGCAGCCACCUUUCGGCACCGCGUCCUGAUUCUGAGCGUGACACAGGACGCCAGUGCACAGUAUGUGCCUAUGAUGAACUGUAUUUUUAGUGCCCAGAAACAGGGUAUCCACAUCGAUGUCUGCAAGCUCUUUGGCGAAGAUACCGUCUUUUUGCGUCAGGCCUGCCAUCUUACGGGCGGCCACUAUUACAGACUAGAUGGCCUCGACGGAUUGCUACAAGUCUUGAUGACAGUAUACCUCCCAUCGCGCUCCAUCCGGCCCAUGCUCAUGUUCCCUGCCAUGGACGAUGUCGACUUCCGUGCUGCAUGUUUCUGCCACCGCCGGAACGUGGAUAUUGGGUAUGUUUGCUCUGUGUGCCUCAGCAUUUUUUGUGGGCCGCGCAAAGAGUGCUUGAUCUGCCGCUCCGAGUUUCCCCCGGGCACGCUGCAGCGUUUUGAGGACGAACAGGCAGUUGCUGCAUUGCUCCGCUCGGGCUAG
Malassezia japonica is the source of this 975-nucleotide messenger RNA. It is a transcript of the gene TFB4, whose product is annotated as RNA polymerase II transcription factor B subunit 4. Gene Ontology annotation, cellular component: transcription factor TFIIH holo complex; transcription factor TFIIH core complex. Gene Ontology annotation, biological process: nucleotide-excision repair; regulation of DNA-templated transcription. NCBI's taxonomy places the organism in Eukaryota, Fungi, Basidiomycota, Malasseziomycetes, Malasseziales, Malasseziaceae. The record is from RefSeq and is a predicted model, not a curated record. The coding region runs from base 1 to 975 and encodes 324 amino acids. The transcript has 2 exons.